AUGGAGAAAUAUUUCAAAAGAAAAUCAACAUCAGAAUCUCAACAAGUUAAUGAAAUGGAAAAUACAUCAACACAACAAAUAGGGCCAUCCUUUAAAAAAUUAUUCUUAGAUGUUGAUUUGGAAAAUCUUCCUGCUGAUCCUGGAGAGAGAAAUCAAAUAUGUUGUGUUAUCAUCCAAACGAUCGAGAUGAAAUUCGAAGAGCUUAUCUACAAAAAGGGUCUUGCCAACCAAAGGAGCAUAAUUUUCCGCAAAGACAAUUUGGGUCGUCUUUACAUAGGAGAAAACAAAGGUUGGGAUGCAUUUGUGACCGAAGGAUUUUCAAACUGGAAAAAGAAAGAGAGGCUCAACAUCCAUCUUGGAGGCCCUAAUAGUGCUCACAAUCAUGCUUGGAGAAAAUGUAAUGCACUGAUGAAUCAAAAACAGCAUAUUGAGUUGGGGAUAGCAUUUCGCGGUGAUGAUGAAUCAGUGAACUCAAAGAGAAAAGGUAAUUUUCUCGAGAUUCUACAUUUUCUUACUAGUCACAAUGAAGAGAUUGAUAAAGUAUUGAGACAAUGUCGUGGGAAUCUCAAAUUAGUGGCACCUGACAUUCAAAAAGAUAUUGUGAAAGCCGUUGCUCGUGAGACCUCAAAAGCUAUUAUUUGUGAUAUUAAUGGUUAUUUGUUCUCCAUUUUAAUUGAUGAAUCUCGAGACAGUUCGGUUAAGGAGCAAAUGUCUCUUGUUUUACGUUAUGUAGACAAGAAAGGGCAUGUCAUUGAGAGGUUUUUUGGUGUUGUCCAUGUUGCAAAUACAAGUGCUAUAUCUUUAAAGUUAUCAUUAGAGUCACUAUUUGCAAAGUACAAUUUAAGCUUGUCAAGAGUUCGUGGACAAGGAUAUGAUGGAGCUAGUAAUAUGCAAGGCGAAUUUAAUGGCCUGAAAAGAUUAGAAAGUGGAGAAAUUUCUAGUGGUCAUGGCUUGAAUCAAGAAAGCACACUAACAAGAGCUGGAGAUACUAGAUGGGGUUCACAUUAUGGUACAUUAUUGAGGUUAGUUUCUUUGUUUCCUUCUGUGUGUGAUGUGCUUGAUACAAUUGUGAAAGAAGGCUCAAAAGCAGAACAAAGAGUUGAAGCCCAUCUAUUGAAGAAUACUUUGCAAUCUUUUGAGUUUAUUUUUAAAUUGCUUUUGAUGAGAAAUAUAUUGGGAAUUACUAAUGAUUUGUCUCAAGCAUUGCAAAGAAAAGAUCAAGAUAUUGUAAAUGCUAUGACAUUUGUUAAAGUGUCAAAGGCAAGAUUGCAAAACAUGAGAGAAGAUGGUUGGUGUAAUUUACUUGCUGAAGUGACAUUGUUUUGUAAGAAGAAAGAUAUUGAAAUUGUAAAUAUGGAUGAUGUAUUCACAUUACAUGGGAAACCAAAGCGUAAUGUUGAAAUAGUUUCAAACUUGCAUCACUUUCAAGUUGAAGUAUUUUAUAAAGUGAUUGAUAGACAACUUCAAGAGCUUAAUAACAGAUUUACAGAGGUGAAUAGUGAAUUGCUUAUUUGUGUCGCAAGCUUAAAUCCACAAGAUUCAUUUUUUGCAUUUGACAAGGAAAAAUUGAUUAAUAUGGCUCGAUUUUAUCCGUCGGAAUUUUCUUCUGUGGAGCUUAUUGGACUCGACAAUCAACUUGAAAAUUAUAUCAUGGAUGUUCGUUCUAGUGAACAAUUUUCUAAUUUACAUGGAAUUAGUGAUCUUUCAGGAAUGAUGGUGGAAACUAAAAAACACAUUGCUUAUCCAAUGGUUUAUUUACUUCUAAAGUUGGCAUUACUUUUGCCUGUGGCAACUGCAACAGUUGAAAAGAGUUUCUCAGCAAUGAAUUUUGUGAAGAACCAAUUGCGCAACCGUAUGGGGAUGACUUUCUGA
Messenger RNA from Trifolium pratense (red clover), 1872 nucleotides. RefSeq names its product zinc finger MYM-type protein 1-like. The record is from RefSeq and is a predicted model, not a curated record. Gene Ontology annotation, molecular function: protein dimerization activity. Bases 1 to 1872 code for a protein of 623 amino acids. The transcript is spliced from 4 exons. Lineage: Eukaryota; Viridiplantae; Streptophyta; Magnoliopsida; Fabales; Fabaceae.